AUGGACCCACUGAUAGAUGAUCUUGCUCGUCGUCUCGAUGACCUCGAGUUUCUUGUAUCUGGACUUCAACCCACAAACAAUUCUUCAGAUCCCCAACAACAACAACAACAACAACAUUCACAAGACUCGGCGCAGGACGCUCAGGACUUGUUGCUGCUCCCUCCAAAUACAACAAUCGCAACACAAGUUGCAGCAUUGCGCCAGGAAACUGCAGCAGCCAUAGCUCCGCGCAUUGACACUCUUGCUCCGCUACUUGAAGAAAUUGAUGCGCUCUGUCUCUGGAAGUUCCUCGACCUGGACCCCAAACCUCCCAACAACAACCAGCAAACACAUUCUACCACCACCACAGACCCCUCACAAGACUCCCCUCAAGACCCCGUGUCUCUCACGAUAGCUCGCGAAUCCGUUCUCGCCGCCUCUCCUUCUUUCGCCGCCGUAACUCGCGCCGCCACUCUUUCAUCCUCCGCUCCUCCUCUUCUACCUCUCACUCACGUCCCCUCUUCUGCGACCCCUCUCCCCCUGUCUCAGUCCCCACUGGCUCCCAUUUCGCUUCCACCCAACGUCGCAGCUUUGGCCACCCCGGCCGCCGCCGCCGCCAUUCUUACCCACGCUCAAACUCUCCGCGACCUACAAGCCGCUGUCGACGCCCUGGCUCUUGAAUCUGCAAGAAUACUAGACCAAUAUGCAGUCCUCGUAAUACAGGAAAACGAAACAGUGGCUUUGACCCAUUCUGCUCUUACGGAAAUGGAGCACGCAAAAAGAAGGAAAAUGGCAGCUGCUGCAGCCCUUGCAGCUGCAUCCAAACAGUACUCUCGUCGCAGUCUUACCUCCGUAGACUCCUCAGUUCUCAUGUCGUCAGACUAG
Messenger RNA from Magnusiomyces paraingens, 864 nucleotides. RefSeq lists its product as uncharacterized. The transcript is spliced from 2 exons. The record is from RefSeq and is a predicted model, not a curated record. NCBI's taxonomy places the organism in Eukaryota, Fungi, Ascomycota, Dipodascomycetes, Dipodascales, Dipodascaceae. The coding region runs from base 1 to 864 and encodes 287 amino acids.